AUGGUUAGCAGAGCUUAUCUCUACUAUAGGCGCCAAAAUCACCUGAACAUUCUGCGGCAGCCUCGAAAAGAAAAGCUGCUUAAUAAGUGCGCUGUCUGCAGGUGCAGCUUCUGCAACUUUUCUCAUGCGCUGCAACAAUUGGCUCGGUGUACGGUCGUCCAAAUGCUCGUCGUUGACCAAGGUCUGAAACCUUUUCUCCGCGGGCAACGACGUUCGGAGCAGAACCUCGCGUUUCACGCUCUCAUAAGUGGAUCCAGGGGGUGGAUCAGUAAUAAUGCCUUUUAUAGUAGGCGUCACCCACUGGAUGCAUCUGCAGACAGCGCACUUAUUAACCAGCUUUUCUUUUCGGGGCUGCCGCAGAAUGCUAAGGCGAUUUUGGCGCCUAUGCGACUUUUCAAUGCGACUGCUACAACGACGAUGAUAUUUAUUGAAGUCCGUAUCUCUGACUUGCCACUGGACCGACUCACUGAAACAACAGUCUCUCUCUCUCUCAACGUCACUCACGCCCAAGUCUCCCCAACUCAGCAAAACUCGCGUUUAUAUAGCAAACCGAAGGUUAUAAGCCAGGUUGUUCACGCGCUUAACACGAGUGUCGCCAUAAGCAAAGUUUAA
Molecule: messenger RNA, 612 nt
Organism: Acanthosepion pharaonis
Lineage: Eukaryota; Metazoa; Mollusca; Cephalopoda; Sepiida; Sepiidae
Source: the annotation of a GenBank genome assembly